This is a messenger RNA of Arachis ipaensis, 2229 nucleotides long. Its product is annotated as heat shock cognate 70 kDa protein-like. Gene Ontology annotation, molecular function: ATP binding; ATP-dependent protein folding chaperone. NCBI's taxonomy places the organism in Eukaryota, Viridiplantae, Streptophyta, Magnoliopsida, Fabales, Fabaceae. The record is from RefSeq and is a predicted model, not a curated record.
GCUUCUUUGCCAAGGAUAGUGUGAAGGCUAAGCAACGAGAAAGGGCUCAUUUCCAAAGUGACAUCAAGAGAAACAAUUUCUGGCUUUUUCUUCCCUACUCCAUCUACCCUUUCAGGUUGAAGGAAGAUGGCUAAAAGAUAUCAGGGAUGUGCAGUGGGAAUCGACCUCGGUACAACUUAUUCAUGUGUUGCUGUGUGGCAGGAAGAGCACCAAAGAGCUGAGAUCAUCCACAAUGACCAAGGCAAUCGAACAACACCUUCAUGUGUUGCUUUCACUGAUAAGCAGAGGUUGAUUGGUGAUGCUGCUAAGAACCAAGCUGCUUCCAAUCCAACUAACACUAUCUUUGAUGCUAAAAGGUUGAUUGGUAGAAAAUAUAGUGACUCCAUUAUCAAGAAUGACAUGAUGCUCUGGCCAUUUAAAGUCAUUCCUGGUGUUGAUGACAAACCAAUGAUUGUUGUUACAUAUAAGGGCCAGGAGAAGCGUCUUUGUGCAGAAGAAAUUUCAUCUAUGGUUCUAACAAAAAUGCGUGACAUUGCAGAGGCCUAUUUGGAAAGUCCAGUCAAUAAUGCAGUAAUUACUGUGCCUGCUUAUUUCAGUGACUCUCAACGUAAAGCCACAAAAGAUGCAGGUGCCAUUGCAGGCCUCAAUGUCAUGAGAAUUAUCAAUGAACCUACGGCUGCAGCAUUUGCAUAUGGCCUGGACAAGCUAGCUGAUUGUAAAGAAGAACGAAAUAUUUUCAUCUUUGACCUCGGUGGUGGUACUUUUGAUGUGUCUCUGCUUACCAUUAAAGAUAAGGUCUUUGAAGUUAAGGCUACUGCAGGAAAUACUCACCUUGGCGGAGAAGACUUUGAUAACAGGAUGGUGAAUUACUUCGUAGAAGAGUUCAAAAGGAAGAACAAUGUGGAUAUUAGUGGGAAUUCAAAAGCCUUGAGAAGGUUGAGAAGUGCAUGCGAAAGGGCAAAAAGGACACUCUCAUUUGCUUUUGAUACUGUUAUUGAAAUUGAUGCUUUAUAUCAAGGCAUUGACCUUUAUUCAUCACUCAGCCGUGCCAAGUUUGAGGAACUAAACAUGGAACUCUUUAGAAAUUGUAUGGAAACAGUAGAUAAGUGUCUCAUUGAUGCUAAGAUAGACAGGUCUUGUAUACAUGAUGUUGUUCUUGUUGGCGGCUCAUCUAGGAUUCCCAAAGUGCAGCAGCUAUUGCAGGAAUUCUUCAGAGGUAAGGAUCUUUGCAAGAGUAUCAACCCAGAUGAAGCUGUUGCUUAUGGGGCAGCAGUUCAGGCUGCUUUAUUGACUGAAGACAUCAAGAAAGCUCCAGAACUGGUUCUACUGGAUGUUACACCCUUAUCACUUGGUAUUGGGACAACACCUGGGGACCUCAUGGAUGUAGUGAUUCCUAGGAAUACUACCAUACCUAAAAAGAUGACAAAAAGAUACACCACACCUGAAGAUAACAUGACCAGUGUUUGUAUUAAUGUUUAUGAGGGUGAGAGGACAAGAGCCAAAGAUAACAACUUGCUUGGUUGGUUUAAACUUUCUGGUCUUCCUCAUGCUCCUCGUGGCCAUCCUCUAUAUGUAUGCUUUGAUAUAGAUGCUGAUGGUAUCCUAAAUGUAUCUGCCUGGGAAGAAACUAAUUGUUGUAGGAAUGAAAUUACCAUAACCAAUGACAAUGAAAGACUAUCAGCUAAGGAAAUUCAAAGACUAAUUGAGGAAGCUGAGAAUUACAAGGUUGAAGAUGCAAAUUUCCUUGAGAAGGCUAAUGCAUUGAGUGAUUUGGAUCGUUAUGUUUACAAGAUGGAAAAAGCUCUAAAGGAUAAAGAUAUCUGCUCUAAGCUUUGCCCUCUGGACAAGGAGAAGAUAGAGUCUGCAAUUGCUAAGGCCAGAAAUCUGCUUGUUGGUGAUAACCAGCAGCGAGAAAUCAAAGAGUUUGAGAAUUUCCUGAAGGGCAUCUUUGAACCCAUCAUGGCCAAGACUAAAUAGUCCUCCAUGCAUCUCUCCUUGUUAAGAUUGCAUAUGGAAGUGACAUUUUGAAUGAGAUGCAAAUCUUAUGACUCACAUUAUCUUAAGAUGUUAUCUUCAAUCAACAAGUUGUUAUGCUUGUAGAUAGUCUCUCUUGAAUCUUUUCUUUUUUGUCACUGUGUUUUUGGAGUGCAGUUCUAAUAUUUUGGUAAGUGCAACUAUGUGUGACCAAGUUAUAUUGAAAUGGUUAAAUAGUUGUUUGGUUUUAUUUUU